Zygotorulaspora mrakii is the source of this 2133-nucleotide messenger RNA. RefSeq lists its product as uncharacterized. The record is from RefSeq and is a predicted model, not a curated record. Gene Ontology annotation, molecular function: triacylglycerol lipase activity. Gene Ontology annotation, biological process: lipid metabolic process. The coding region runs from base 1 to 2133 and encodes 710 amino acids. NCBI's taxonomy places the organism in Eukaryota, Fungi, Ascomycota, Saccharomycetes, Saccharomycetales, Saccharomycetaceae. The transcript has a single exon.
AUGUAUACCUUAAGUAAUGAAGUGUCCUCUGACAGAACUGUACUCAAAUCGCCAUCCAUUGAAAAGAAUUGCCAAGACAAAAAUAACUUAAAAAAGACAUCAACACCCAAUGAUACGAAUACAGAUACACUUAUUGGAGGUACGAAGGUUGUACAUACGAACGAUGGGCAAAGCAGCUUAAAGAAAAACAUUUCCAUCUUUGAAGAUGAUAAUGAAGAAUCACCCUUGUCUACCUUAGAUUCCGAGGAAAAUGCAUCGAACUCCUCUUAUUCCUCCAAAAACCAAAAGAAAUUAGAAUCACAAAGUGAACCUUCUAGAGACACAUCACACAAGAUCUUCACUUUCUCUUUACCUUUUGGUGGUAAAUCACUUCUUUCAAGUCAUCCAAUAACAAAUUUGGUGUCUUCUAUAUUACCCAAUGAUCCUGAUCCAAAGAGUAAUGAAUAUCCAAACUUAAACAGGGAACGAAUAAAGGAAAAACUAAAGCGUUCGGACUCAAUCACUUCUUUAGAAGAAAUGGCUCUAUUCAAUGAUGAAAAGGGUAUAGAUAAUGUGAGAACAAGAGCUUUCAAAAAAACAUUCGAAAUGGAAACUCUGAAGCAAACUCUAAAGAAUAUAAUAGCUUCACCAGGUGAAUGUACUCAUGACGGUUAUGAGUAUACAAGGUUAGAAUCUAUUUGGGAUGAAAUGGAAGGUGACCUUCUUUUAAUGGGAGGCUACAGAGGCAGCAUACUAAGAGACGCCCAAACAGGCAGACGGUUAUGGAUACCAAUGAAAGCAGGGCUUAAUUUGAGAAAAGUCAAUCUUCUAAUAGGUCCAGACGACCGGGAUGAAGUUGAAACACAAAAAAAAAUAAUUCCAGAUAAAAUGCUAAGCCAUAUUGGGCCAGUAGAUAUAUCGAGAAGACUGAUGAAAAAACUCAGAAGCAACCCAAAUAUUACAACUCAUGAUUUCGGUUACGAUUGGAGGUUAUCAUUACAUAUAUCCGCUAAACACCUAGCUCAAAAAUUACAAAGUAUAUAUGACAACCAAGAAGAGAAAAAAGGAACAACUAUAAUCGCACAUUCCAUGGGUGGACUUGUUGCCCACAAAGUUCUACAAGAACAUACUCACUUAAUAAGAGCAUUGAUCUAUGUAGGAUCGCCCAGCGAAUGCUCUAAUAUCCUGGGACCAUUAAAAUUCGGGGAUGAAGUUUUCAUGAACAAAACAAUUCUUAGUAAAGAGGCAAAUUUCUUUAUGAGAAGCAGCUUUUAUUUUUUACCAACUGACGGUACUUGCUUCGUGAAUAAGAAAACCCUAGAAAAAUGUGAAAUUGAUUUUUUUAAUCCAGAUGUUUGGGUAGAAUUGGGUCUUUCACCAGUAGUUGACGAGGAACGUAAAGUUCAAGCAGAAACACAAGAAGACAACCAACGCGCCUGUCACUCCAAGAAAGAAGAAGAAUUGGCCCGGACAGAAAGUAAGAAAAAACAACCAGAACCUGGCAUACCAACAGAUGUUAAAGAUCUAUGGGGAAUCUUCAAUCCCAUUCCAAUGCUCAAAUCUAUUUCUUCACCGGGCAAUGAUUCAUCGAGUGGGACCGGUGGAACUUCAAGUACACUAAAAUCACUCACCCCUGCAUCUAUAAUUACGAAAAUUACAACGACAGCGACAGAUGCGAUUGGUCUCACAGAGUCCAAAGACUGCCAAGAAGAAGAAGAGGAAAUGGCUUUUCAAACAUCUUUCGAGGACUCAUUCAAAUACCUUCGAAAAACACUUAAAAGAGCAAAAGAAUACCAAACUAGUUUAGAUCGUAUUGCGCACAAAGAAUAUCCACCCUUAGCAAUAGUAUUUGGCAACACUGUUCCUACCGUGCGCGGAGUCAAGAUUAGUAGUUGGAAAGACAUUAAAGAGGGCCAUUAUGACGAUUUCUACUACGGUCCUGGUGAUGGUGUCGUUCACCACAAAUGGUUACUGCCAGAACAACGUGGAUUCCAAGUAGAUGCGAAAAUUGCGUCAAGUUGCGGUCAUGUCAGCUUAUUGUCCGAUUUAGAAUCUAUGGCUAAAGCAUUCAUUUCAGUUGUUGACAAGGAAAAAGCUAACCAACAGAAACACCAACGACAGGCACCAACAACGGACACCACCACCUGUAAAUAG